Acanthosepion pharaonis is the source of this 1992-nucleotide messenger RNA. NCBI's taxonomy places the organism in Eukaryota, Metazoa, Mollusca, Cephalopoda, Sepiida, Sepiidae. The record is from the annotation of a GenBank genome assembly.
AUGACCCCACUUCCUGUUUUUCGCCCCAGUUCACAACUUCCUGUUUUUUUUUUAUUCCUUCUCUGUUUAACUGACAAUCAAUUUUCUUUUUGUUCUUUCUUCCUUUUUAUCUCUUCUCAUUUACUCUCUUUCUCUCUCUCUCUCUCUCUCUCUCUCUCUUUCACUUUUCAAUUUUUUCGGCCCCUUUUCGUCAAGGAAAUCUCCAGUGAAGGCCUGCUAUUUUUCGAAUAUUUUCCGAGUAUUUUUUUAAAAUAUUUUUUUCUUUCUUUCUUUAGUUGGACUCAUUCUUUCUCUUUCAAUAGCUAUACUCAGCAUUUCUUUCUUACUACACUUUCUUUUCUUUCUUUUGUUCCUUUCUUCACUUAUACUUUCUUCUUUUUCUUCUUUCAGUUAUUCAGUUAUUUCAGUUAUUCUUUCUUUCUUUCGAUAGCUUCACUAAUUCUGGCUUUCUUUCUUUCUUUCUUUCUUUCUUUCUUUCUUUCUUUUCCUUCAAUUAUUCUUUCUUUCUUUGCUUAUUUAUUAUUUUCUUCAUCAUUUUUUCUUUCUUCAGUGAUUCUUUCUUUCUUUCUGUCUUUCUUUCUUUCUUUCUUUCUUUCUUUCUUUCUUUCUUUCUUUAAUUCCAUUAUUCCUUCUUUCUUCAAUUAUUUAGCUUUAGUCAAUUUUUCUUUCUUCACUGAUUCUUUUUUCUUUCUUUCUUUCUUUCUUUCUUUCUUUCUUUCUUUCUUUCUUUCCUUCUUUUCCUUCAAUUAUUCUUUCUUUCUUUGCUUAUUUAUUAUUUUGUCUCUUUCUUUCCCUUCAGCUAUUCUUACUUUCUUUUCUGUCUUUCUUUCGAUAGCUUCAGUCAUUUUUUCUUUCUUCACUGAUUCUUUCUUUUUUUUUUUUUCCUUCAUUUCUUCUCUCCGAAUAUUCAUAAACAUUUUUAUUUGUUUCUCUUCUAAUUCUCUUUUUAUUCUUUUUCUUUCUUUCUUUCUUUCUUUCUUUCUUUCUUUCUUUCUUUUGAUUGCUUCAUUAUUCUUCCUUUCGACAGCUUCAGUUAUUCUUUCAUUCUUUCUUAAAUUAUUUCCUCUUUUCCUCUAUCUUUACUUCUUUACUUCCUUUCUUUCUUUCUUUCUUUCUUUCUUUCUUUUUUCUUCAUUCAUUUAUAUAGCUAUUCUUUCUUUCUUCAGUUAUUUUUUCUUUCUUUGUUUUUUCUUUCUUUCUUUCUUUCUUUAUUUAUUUAUUUUCUUUCCAACUUGCUUUUUCUUUCUUUUUUUCUUUCUUUCUUUCUAUUUCACUUUUGUUCCUUCCUUUCUCCUGCUUUUUUUUUACUUUUCUAUCUUUCUUCCUUUCCCCGUUUCUUUCUUUCUUUCUUUCUUUCUUUCUUUCUUUCUUUCUAUUUCGUUUUUGUUCCUUCCUUUCUCCUGCUUUGUUUUUACUUUUCUAUCUUUCUUCCUUUCCCCGUUUCUUUCUUUCUUUCUUUCUUUCUUUCUUUCUUUCUUUCUUUCUUUCUUUCUUUCUUUCUUUCUAUUUCACUUUUGUUUCUUCCUUUCUCCUGCUUUGUUUUUACUUUUUUAUUUAUUUUCUUUCCAUCUUUCUUUUUCUUUCUUUCUUUCUUUCUUUCUUUCUUUAUUUAUUUAUUUAUUCAUUUAUUUUCUUUCCAACUUGCUUUUUCUUUCUUUCUUUCUUUCUUUCUUUCUAUUUCACUUUUGUUCCUUCCUUUCUCCUGCUUUGUUUUUACUUUUUUAUUUAUUUUCUUUCCAUCUUUCUUUUUCUUUCUUUCUUUCUUUUUCUUUCUUUCUUUCUUUCUUUCUUUCUUUCUUCAAUUUUCUUUCAUUUUACAGUUUUUCUUUCUUCAGAUAUUAUUUCUUUCGUUUCUAUUCCCUCAAUUAUUAUUUCUUUUUUUAUCGUGAUUGUUUUGAUUGUUUUUCUUCGUCCUCCUCCACGAAUAAGUUUCUUCGUGUCUUUUUCCUUACACAAUUCCUGUCCUUGUUUCUCUUCAGUUUCCACGCUUAG